Schistosoma rodhaini is the source of this 2387-nucleotide messenger RNA. The record is from the annotation of a GenBank genome assembly. Lineage: Eukaryota; Metazoa; Platyhelminthes; Trematoda; Strigeidida; Schistosomatidae.
GUCCUAUCUUUUCGUUUCAUCUAGGACUGAUCAUUUGAGAGGACAAUAAAAAAAGUCCAAAAACCGAAAUCAAAUCGUCUACGUCUGGAGUUUCGUGUCUCUCACCGAGUAGUGAAUUACUGAAGUUAUCCACCAAAACACGUAAUAUCAGCACCUUCUGUUGAUAUAUUCAAAACAAGAUUGGACCUCCACAGUGUAACAAACUGCAAGGAUUAAAAUAGGUCAAUAGACCUCCUAUCCUUAUUACUGAUGACUGAAGACUGAUAUCGAGGAUAGUAGGACGACACAAAGGCGGCUAUUUCAAUUGUCAAGCGUUUAAGGGCUGACAAGAGAAGGUCUUGGACAUUGGCGCUGGUUCUUCCUUUAAUCGUGUGCCCAACCUUUGAAACUUCUAGUGCUGGUAUCACUUUGUUUUCUACUGGGUCUUAGAGACGUCCCGUUGAAGAGCUAGUUAGGAUGGUGUCAGGCCUUCCUCAAAUGGGACUUCUUGCUGGGGUGGAUGAAGAUGAACAAGCACCUCGUGGAAAUAUUUUAAAACUCUGGGGGAACCCACAAACUAUGAACUUGAACACAAUGAUUUAUACGAACAUUGUCCAGUCCCCAUACUUCAAAGCCAAUUUGGUUGAGCUGAAGACGUACCAUGAAGUUAUUGAUGAAAUAUAUUACAAGGUUGAACAUUUAGAGCCAUGGGAACGUGGAAGUCGACGUAUAGGGGUUCAAACAGGUAUGUGUGGUGGAGUGCGUGGAGUGGGUGCUGGUGGUAUCGUGUCAACGGCUUAUUGUCUUUUGUAUAAACUUUUCACUUUAAAGCUUACAAGAAAACAACUCAAAGGCCUCCUUGACCACCCAGAUUCUCCAUACAUACGUGCACUGGGCUUCAUGUACAUAAGAUAUUGCAUUCCCCCUGAAGACUUUUGGUGGUGGUAUUCACCAUAUUGGAGCGAUUCUGAGGAACUAGAUGUGAAGGCGGGAGGUGGUUGCAUAAUGACGAUAGGAAAUAUGUUAGAACAUUGGUUAACUAAACUAGAUUGGUUUUCUACCCUAUUUCCACGUAUUCCUGUUCCGGUUCAAAAGAAACUAGAAGAAAAAAUGCGACUUCGCAAAUGCCAGGCCUUUUUAGAAGUUGAUUCUGCCCAAGAAAAAGAAAGCAAGAGGCUCUCAGAUCGAAAUCGCGAUGGUUCACAUCAUAAGCCAGGUGGGCACUCUCACAGACAUGAAAAACACAGGUAUAUAACUUUGUGACUCAUCAGUGAGACAAGUAUUGGGAAAUCAACUGUUAGCGAGACGAUUUCGGGAAAAGCUGAAACCGUAACCCACCAUUACCAAGUUACUUCAAUGGGAGAUUGGGUUAGUCGAAUUAAUAUCAAUGUUUUAGUAACGUUUUGUUCCAUAAAAUAUGCACAGUAGAAUAUAUUAGUUACCUUGAUAUUUUACUCUUAAGUUGUUAAACUUAGUUGUCAUUGCCGUUUGAGAUCGAAAUAUGUAUUUAACCUUAAUUUCAAAAUAGUUUCGUACAUUUUUUAACCGACAAUUCUUUGCAGCCCAAAUAGACUGACUAAGAUAUUACUUUGUUUCGGAGCAAAUUUAUUGAGUACUUACUGAAAUCAAAAAUUUGUUAUCUACAAAGUAAACAUAAUUGCUCGUUUUACUUGUGUCGUUUGUGAAGGAAUUUAUUUUCGUGUACGUAUUUGUGCUUAUUCAGUGUUAAUUUUCGUCCCCAGGUCUGAUCGUGAGAAGCGCAGACACCAUUCUCGACGGUCUAGAUCUAGAUCACGUGAACGUCGUCAUUCGAAAACCCCAACCGAACGAGAAAGUUCAUUUGAACGAGAUUUAAAGCGUGCACGAGAGAAACAAGAACGUGAUCGACGUAGAAGUCGAAGUUAGAAUAACUGAUUCUUAAUUAUGUGUAUUUAAUGUCCUCAUUUGUAUUUAAUUGAUUGAUAAAAAUCCUUACUUUUAUUUUCAUUGUAUUUGUAUUGACUAAAGACAAUAAAAAUUGUAUCAUAAUUUGUUUGUUGCUGUUAGUAAUUUCACUGACCUACUUUAGUAAUUCCUUUGCACCUACCUUGUGUGGUGUUUAAUUCACGUUAACUGCUAAACAAUUGAUUACUUCGCCACACAUUGUACCGCCAACUUUCUUCGGGGAUUCUAUAGUCCUACCGGUUCAGUUGCUCAUUGUAUCCGAAUUCAGAAUGGACAGCGGAGCUAACUGUUCGAUAAUUUGUUAUGCAUUUAUUAUGCAUGUCCUAUCCAACUCCAACGUCUUCCCUGAUUUGUUCCUCAACUGGAAGCUAGCUUGUUCUCUGCCACAGUUUAUUUUUGCUGAUGGUCUCCAGUCAGUAGAUUUGAAGCAUCUUAAGUAGUUUAUUUAUUUAAACACACAAAUA